Messenger RNA from Vicugna pacos (alpaca), 1311 nucleotides. The record is from RefSeq and is a predicted model, not a curated record. NCBI's taxonomy places the organism in Eukaryota, Metazoa, Chordata, Mammalia, Artiodactyla, Camelidae.
CCGCCCAGGGCAUAAAAGGCACCAGGUGAGGGCCUCGCCACUCCUCCUGCCGACCGCAGCAACUCCGGCCAGUGUCGUCCACGUCCUGCUUCGCCAUGACUUCCUACAGCUAUCGCCAGUCGUCGGCCACCUCGUCCUUCGGGGGUCUGGGCGGUGGCUCCGUGCGCUUCGGGGCGGGAGGCACUUUCCGAGCUCCCAGCAUCCAUGGGGGCUCGGGAGGCCGCGGCGUGUCGGUGUCCUCCGCCCGCUUCGUGUCCUCGUCCUCCUCCGGGGGCUACGGCGCGGGCUAUGCGGGCGCCCUGGCCGGCUCCGACGGGCUGCUGGCGGGCAACGAGAAGGUGACCAUGCAGAACCUUAACGACCGCCUGGCCUACCUGGACAAGGUUCGCGCCCUGGAGAUCAUUCUUGGUGCCACCAUUGAGAACUCCAAGAUAGUCCUGCAGAUCGACAAUGCUCGUCUGGCUGCAGACGACUUCCGAACAAAAUUUGAGACAGAGCAGGCCCUGCGCAUGAGCGUGGAGGCCGACAUCAAUGGCCUGCGCAGAGUGCUGGACGAGCUGACCCUGGCCAGGACCGACCUGGAGAUGCAGAUUGAAGGCCUGAAGGAAGAGCUGGCCUACCUGAAGAAGAACCAUGAGGAGGAAAUCAGUGUCCUGAGGGGCCAGGUGGGUGGCCAGGUCAGCGUGGAGGUGGAUUCCGCUCCGGCCAUCGACCUAGCCAAGAUCCUGAGUGACAUGAGAAGCCAAUAUGAGGUCAUGGCUGAGAAGAACCGGAAGGAUGCCGAGGCCUGGUUUACCAGCCAGACUGAGGAGCUGAACAAGGAGGUCGCUGGCCACACGGAGCAGCUGCAGAUCAGCAAGACGGAGGUCACCGACCUGCGACGCACCCUCCAGGGUCUGGAGAUCGAGCUGCAGUCUCAGCUCAGCAUGAAAGCCGCCCUGGAAGGCACCCUGGCAGAAACGGAGGCUCGCUUUGGAGCCCAGCUGGCACAGAUCCAGGCACUGAUCAGCGGCCUCGAAGCCCAGCUGAGCGACGUGCGAGCUGACACCGAGCGGCAGAACCAGGAGUACCAGCAGCUCAUGGACAUCAAGUCCCACCUGGAGCAGGAGAUCGCCACCUACCGAAACCUGCUGGAGGGCCAGGACGCCUACUAUAAUGACCUGUCCCUGCCCAAGGUCCUCUGAGUCCAGUGGCCCCCUCGGCUUCCUGCCCUCCUGCAGAGGGAUUCCCCUGGAUAGGGGCGUAAGAGGGGAGGGACCCUUCCCUGGCUCUCCCCCUGAGCUGCCAAUAAAACUUUAUGGCCUAAGGGAA